Messenger RNA from Hippocampus zosterae (dwarf seahorse), 3822 nucleotides. RefSeq names its product kelch domain containing 7A (gene klhdc7a). Bases 270 to 2366 code for a protein of 698 amino acids. Gene Ontology annotation, molecular function: protein binding. NCBI's taxonomy places the organism in Eukaryota, Metazoa, Chordata, Actinopteri, Syngnathiformes, Syngnathidae. The transcript has a single exon. The record is from RefSeq and is a predicted model, not a curated record.
ACAUUGAUCUUUACAGAGGGUGCGUUUGGUUGCGUUGAAUCAGCAACUGACUCACCGCAGGUGUCGAGUGAGCCGAGCUUCGCCUAUAAAGAGAUGCAAAUGUGCCUCCGCAGGUUUCCUUUUACACCCGGAGGCAAAGAGCGGCAGUCAUCGCAUCAUCGGAGCUCUUUUGCAAUGGAAACCAGCCAAUACGCGAUUGUCAGCUGAGCGACGUUGACAAAAGGAUCAGUCGAGCGGGCAUUUCCACCGUCACUCCCGCUGCCUCCGCCAUGCCUGUCGCAAGCCUCCUCGGAGUCCAAUCCGACAUGCAGCUGGUGCUCAAAAUAAGUCUUUCUGUGGCGGCGGUGCUUCUUGUGUCACUAGCCUACAGGUUCUACAACUCCAGGGGCACGGAGGAAAGUCCCGUCCGGCGUAGCAAAAAACAACAGACUUGCCAGAGAUGCAAGACAAGCCUGUCGGCGAGUGACACCGGCGAUAAUCUACUCGGACCGACCCUCACGGAUGCUCCGUCGUCUGACAAUGCCAAAGGAAGACCGACAGAAGCUAAUCCAGCCCAGGAGGCACGUUCCCUCUCACACCGUGAACAGCAUUUGGAAAAGGAAGCAAAGUUAUCGGUGUCCGGUGAUAGCGCUCCGACUCUUCCCGAAGCGGCAAAGUGUGGACGAGCGAGUACAAAAGGCAGACGCUCUCCCUGCUUUUUAAAAAAACUGGAUGGCGGUUUGGGCGUGGAAAGGGAGCUACGGCAGGACUUGGAACGACAUGGCGUCUACUCCAGCUUUCUCUCCAAGGCGGAGAUCAAGGUGGAGGAUGCUAAGCUGGUGCUGGAUAGUCCAAGAGACCAGGUAGUGCACGGAAAGAUAUACGAAUACUACGUGGAGACCUCUUCUCACUGUACUACGGAGCCAAACGUUAACUUGGGUCCGACUGAAAGCAAGUCUGAGUUGCAACGAGCAGCGAUUGGAAGCGAUUGCAUCCCCGGCACAGGUUCUCCUCUUUCUCUGGACCCUGACGUCGCUGAGGAACCGUCCCUCCUGGGGACAUCCGUUCCGAGGCCCUCCGCGACGUCCGGACCCCAACGCAAACCGAGCUAUCUCGCCGCUGCAGAGCAGUCGGAGCUGCCGAGUCCGGUCGCUCCCUCCGAUAGCUCAAGGAACGCCGGUCCCCCGUUGACCGGUCCUUCCACAAACGACGAAUGCCCUGAUGUGAGCAAAGGUUCUCAUUUAGAGACUGUCGCGGGGAGUCUCUCGGUCCACCGCUCAGAUUUGGGAAUCCUGGAAAAUCAACUGGAUCUGGGCAACUGUUUGGAGGCUCUCUUUUUGGCCAAAAAACACGACCGAGGGUCCGUGGUGCAGGCGGCCAUUGAAGUGAUGUCCAACAACUACCACCAGGUGCUCCGGGACGCCGACCUUUACGGGCGGCUUACCGAUGCCGAGCUGCAACUCAUCAGGAGGCAGAGAAUAAGAGGGAGAAGCUUUGUCAUGAUGGCAGAUAUGGACCCCCAGGACUGUCCGAGGAACAGCAAGGUGCUGAAAAGGAAACCGAGUGCUCUGUACUACUACGACGACUGUCGAGACAGCUGGCAUCAACUUUGCUCCAUUCCGCAGGAAGUCAUCAGCAAAGCCUGCGCCAUGUGCACGAUGGAUAACUACCUUUUUGUCGCCGUGGGCUGCCAAGGCACCGAGGGUGAAACGACGCCUUCCAAGCGCGUGUUUUGCUACAAUCCUCUCACGUCCAUUUGGAAGGAGAUCAGUCCCAUGAAUGAAGCCAGGCCCCGUUGCAAACUGGCCGCCCUGGAUGGCUACAUCUACGCCGUGGGCGGGGAGUGCCUCUCAUCGGUGGAGCGCUACGACCCGCGGUCGGACGGCUGGACUUUCGUGGCCUCUCUGCCGAACGAUACCUUCGCCGUGGCCCAUCACGUGACGGUUUGUAACGGGGAGCUGUUUGUGUCCGGGGGUAGUCUUCGCUACAUGCUGCUGCGCUACAACCCCAAGAGCGACACCUGGAGGGGCGGUCUGAUGGCGGGCGGCAAAGACAGGACGGCGGACAUGGUGGCCGUGGGACCCUUCCUCUAUCGCUUUGAAGUCAACCCUCUGCUGGGGGUCAGCGUGUACCGCUACCACACCGUAGCCCGACUGUGGUACGAGUGCGGCGCCAAACGGCUCCCCCGCUGCCCCGCUUUCCAGUGCGUGGCGAUGCACGACGACAUCUACUGCGUCAGCCGUCACUUCACCUUGAGAUUUGAGGCCGACGAGAUCUCUCCGGCUUUCAGCGACGACGAUUUGAGCGUGGCCCCCGGGGCCAAGGGCCCGCUUUUCCCCUUUGUCCUGUCGCUCCCUGAUAAGCGGCCUCUGCAGACGAGCGUGUAGCGCGGAUUCACUUUCAGAAAGAUGAGAACCUUGUGCCCGCCAGCUUCACCGUACUUUUUGACCAUUGUCCAUGAGGAGCUUACCCUCGGUUUUCGGACCUCUUGUAUCGCGGUCACACUGAAGCUCUGAUCGUGGAUGCAUUGAUUACGUUUCGGGGUGGUGGGGUGGUUCAUGGUUCAUUUCAAACGUAUCUUCAAAAAGUAAGUAUGCUGUUGUAAUUGUAUAUUUUGCGUGAAGGAAUCACGAGCCUCAUGUGUCUCUUUAAUGGAUGUUUUCUUGGCAAACAUGCAAAGCGCAACCGCGAUGUUCCUUCAUUGUACUUUUAUUGCAAUUACCGCACCUUUAUUAGAGAUCUCCCACCAUAAAUGUAAAACGUUAACACCCUAAUGGCCGCCUGACUACCGUGUGCUUAGAUUAAUGCAGGACGCGCCGCCUCGCAAACAGCUUGCUCCUCUCGAUUUGUUGCUCCGCCUCGCCAUGAAGUGACUUUUACAACAUUUCAGCUUCCCGUGCUGAAAAACCCCACUCGUGAAUAAAGCGCCGCAGUAAGUAUACAUUAUACAAAUGAGGCGAUCGGGCCGCCAUCCGUCACUGAGCGUGCGGUACACGGGGCACAAAUAGAACUGCCACAGUGACCCGGAGAGGACGCAAUUAUCUGCGGCCGCCUCGUGAAUACAGCAGCAUGUAAAUGGAGGUGUCGCGCGAGAUAAAUCGACGAGCUUCCGAAAGGGGCGUGUCUCAGGCGGGCUCGCUCUUCUUCGACCCAGUGUCGUAUUUUGCUGCCCUCCAAACAAAAUCUCCAAGACGGAUCCAAACUUGUUAUUCGCUGCAUGCGCUCUGUAUUCCACUGCGGGUCAUUAUGCGCGAGGAAAUCAGAUGCCCCGAGAGUGACGUCAAUAUUCAUCAUUGGGAGCUUAUUGAAUGACUGACGGCUUCCCCGGAAAGGUGUGCUGCUACAGCACCAUCAUGUGGCUCAGGCAGCGAACAGAGCAGGGUGCGCGGCUUGACAGGUCGCUUUUCCGAACCUCCUUCGGCAUCAUGAGUGGGUGGUGGGGGGGCGGCGGGAAAUAUCCGAGCGACUAAGCUGCCGCCGGUUGCUCGCAGAUGGUUGACCAUCACACAUAAGCGUCUUUGAUUCUUCCUAAUUAAACACUUUGAUUCCACGUGAUUAAGCCCCUAAUGGGAUGGGAGUUGCAUGCAUCCCUGCAGACGUCGUGUUCAACGACUCGUGACUCGGGUCAGCUGCGACAUCAUUUUUUUUUUUUUUUUUGGUUUUGGUUUCUUUUGUCUUUGCAAGAUCCCGGGGAAUACUAACAGCACACGCUGCCUUUGAGAGAGGAGGAAUUUGCAUGUCAUUAUCUUGUGGAAGCCCGUGCAAAAAUGAUGCACAGGCCCUCUGGUUUCACAUUGACUCUCUCUCUCACAUCAUGCGUGUGAUGUAUAGAAGCUGAAAAUA